This is a messenger RNA of Acromyrmex echinatior (Panamanian leafcutter ant), 2484 nucleotides long. It is a transcript of the gene mh, whose product is annotated as DNA-dependent metalloprotease SPRTN. Gene Ontology annotation, cellular component: nucleus. The record is from RefSeq and is a predicted model, not a curated record. Gene Ontology annotation, biological process: DNA repair. Gene Ontology annotation, molecular function: single-stranded DNA binding; polyubiquitin modification-dependent protein binding; metalloendopeptidase activity. Lineage: Eukaryota; Metazoa; Arthropoda; Insecta; Hymenoptera; Formicidae.
CUUCCAUUACUGGUAACGUAUAACGUGUCAGAACUCAGAACGUGCAGGAUCCAGUAUCCAGUAGAAUUUGAUAGGAUUGCAGGUUGUAGUUUAAUCGAGUCUGAUGUUUUUCCUUCGCGUCCCUUCGUUCCUUCGCGUCAAGUGUUAAGAACCGUUUAUUUCGUCUCUUCUUGUUUUGUGAUUCUAUCUGAUUCUUUUUGAUUGCUCGACUGUUUCGAAUCGCCAUAAAUCGCCAUUCAUCGUUCAAGAUUGUCCGAGACGCCUCAACUUAUUUCAGACUUAAAUGGAUAUAGAUUGCAUCGCACGAAUCCGUGAAAUGCUCUGUGGAAUACGAAGAAAUAUUUUUCUCUUUAUUUUUAUACAAGGCACUUCGCAGAAAGAUAAAUAACGUUACAUUUCGUCUUUCAUAUUUUCAAGAAGCAUCUGGGUUUUCCUUGCUAGUACAGGAACGGAGGCUGUAAAAAAGACGUUUGAAGAUGGCAUCGCAAGAAGCACGGGAUUUUCAUAUGGCAUACGACACGCAUGAAAAGUUGAAUUGUUUAGGCGUGACAGAAAAUGCAGUUAGCUUGAAUAGCAAACAUGCUUAUAUACGAUCAUUAGUCGAUCAAGCAUUGGAGUUGAUUGAUCCUACUCCUAAUAUUCACACAAUGUUUAUGCAAUUUAAUGUAAGAUUUUUCUGGAAUGUUUUAUCUUCUGUCGAAGUCAAAUGGAGCAACAGAAUGACAAGUUGUGCUGGAGUAUGUCGCUUUCAUUCGCGUAAUAAGGAAUGUGUGAUAUCACUCAGUGCACCACUACUUAAACUCAGACCAAGGAAGGAUCUAGUAGAAACCUUAUUGCACGAGAUGAUCCACGCAUAUUUAUUUUUAACAAAUAAUGAUCAGGACCGAGAUGGUCAUGGACCGAAUUUCUGCAAACACAUGCACAGGAUAAAUAAAGAAGCGGGAACCAAUAUAACGAUUUAUCACAACUUUCAUGAUGAAGUAAAGCUGUACAAACAGCAUUGGUGGCAAUGUAACGGAUCUUGCCAAUACAAACCACCAUUCUUUGGAACAGUUCGACGAAGCAUGAAUCGUCCGCCCGGUUCAACAGACUUUUGGUGGCGUGAACAUCAACAAAAUUGUAAUGGUCAAUUUGUAAAGAUCAAAGAGCCAGAGAAUUUUAAAUCGCGUUCAAAGGAAAAUGAUAAGUCAAAGCAAAAUGAUAAGUCCAAGCAAAAUGAUAAGUCAAAGAGUACAAGAAUAACUAAUUGGUUUCCAAAGAGUAUUCCGGCAAAGCCGGAAGCUUUAUUAUACACAGCUAUAUCUACAACUUCAAAAGCCCUUAGUAAUAAUAACUCUAAAAUAUUUACUCAAACGGACAAUGUUAAGCCUAGUACUAGUAAAAAUAAUGGUCGUACAAAUUCAUAUCGCGUUGUGAAUGUGAAAUAUGAAGAUUUGUCACUGGGAAUGAAGAAGUUUGGCAGCAGUAAUAAGGUACAACAUUGGUAUACUAGUGGCCCGAGUGAAAACGCAAAGAAAGAUAAUGCAAAGAAUGUUUCUAAGUCUCCCAAGUUUUCUUGCUCCGAUGUUCUAGAAGGCAGUUAUAGUAGUCUUCUAACCAAAUUCAAACUAAAUGACGAUAAAAGUCCCCAACGUGAAUCAAGUAAGAGAGAUUCAAUCUCGAUAUCGGCUGUGGGACAAGCAGCUGCUAAUCAUUCGAUUUUAAAUCUAAGUCAACCAAGAAAUAAUUCCGUACCUUGUCCUAUAUGUAACAUACCUAUGACUUUAGAAAAUAUAUAUAGACAUAUAGAUUCAUGCCUAAUAAACGAUAAUACAUCAUUGAUUGAUGAGAUUAACAAUAAUAUUAAUAAUAAUAAUAAUAAUGAAGAGUUAAUGUUACCUAUUCGAACAUUUUCUACAUCGGUGACAGAGCAAAAUGUUGACACAAAUACAAUUUCUAAUAAGCGCUUAAAAUUCGAUAAUUCGAAUGAUACAGUUGAAUGCGUCAUUUGUCCCGUUUGUAAUAAAAGAUUGCCGGCCACGGAUAUUAACCAGCAUCUUGAUGAAUGUCUAUUAGAAGCAGAUACAGCUCGUAAAAUUGCCACUCCCUCCACUUCUCGUGCAUCAUUCGAUGAUAGCUUAAUUACUAUAAGCAAUUCCUCUAAUUCUGAUUUGGAUAAUUCUGUAUUGAUUGAGGAGCCACAACCAAGUACUAGCACUUGUAAUAACGACAUAAUGAAACGUAAAUGUUUAGUUUGUAACACACAGAUCGCACCUGAAAUAUCAUUAAAUGAACAUCUUGAAGAAUGCAUUGGAAGCGUCUUUAAUGGCGACAUAAUAAUAGAUGAUAAGGAGGACGAUAACGAUGAUAUGCUUGCUGUAGAAAAUAAUUCCACGGAAAAUAAAUAUCCCUGUCCAGUAUGUAUGCAAAUAAUAUCGGAAAAUCUUAUGAAUCAGCAUUUAGAUAUGUGCCUUAAAAAUGAAUAAAUGGUCUUGUGAACAAAAA